Molecule: messenger RNA, 339 nt
Organism: Penicillium arizonense
Lineage: Eukaryota; Fungi; Ascomycota; Eurotiomycetes; Eurotiales; Aspergillaceae
Exons: 2
Coding region: 1-339 (112 amino acids)
Source: RefSeq, a predicted model, not a curated record
AUGUCGAGCUUCAGACCUGCCACAGAUGCCGUCGUCUCCAGCCGUAACAGCUCGAGUGCGAGUGCCAUGGAAGAUGCGAUACUAGAGGAUCUAGAGGAUGCCCAGACUCGCCAAUACACUUGCUGCGGCGGCAUGUACCCAGUAUCGGACUUCGUUGAUCAGUCACGCCGCCCCGAGCCCUUCACUAAUUGCGCUGCAUCUCUCUAUGGCCCAGUUUAUCGACCUAGCACGACGCCGCCAGCCGUCCAAACUAUGCCCGUGUUGCCGAUCUACCGCAGUGAUGCAGACGCCGAUUUGAUUUCGCCCCCAGUACCGCCAUGGCACUGUACAGAGACAUGA